Salvia splendens (bonfire salvia) is the source of this 1244-nucleotide messenger RNA. Its product is annotated as chaperone protein dnaJ 50. Gene Ontology annotation, biological process: protein folding. The record is from RefSeq and is a predicted model, not a curated record. Gene Ontology annotation, cellular component: endoplasmic reticulum membrane. Bases 46 to 948 code for a protein of 300 amino acids. The transcript is spliced from 10 exons. NCBI's taxonomy places the organism in Eukaryota, Viridiplantae, Streptophyta, Magnoliopsida, Lamiales, Lamiaceae.
CCCAGUUCUGGGCACAGAUCCUUCUCCAAGUCAAUACGGCGGCUAAUGGAGCCAUUAGCUUCUAACCGCUGGAGCCUUCUCACAUUCAUCUUCCUGCUCCUCCUCCUCAUUCAUCCUUCUCUUUCGAUCUACUGCGACGAAGACGAUUGCUACGAUCUUUUAGGGGUCACUCAAAGCGCCAAUGCCUCCGAGAUCAAGAAAGCUUACUACAAGCUCUCUCUAAAACAUCACCCGGAUAAAAAUCCGGAUCCCGAAUCGAAGAAGUUUUUUGUGAAGAUUGCAAAUGCUUAUGAGAUAUUGAAAGAUGAAGCCACGAGGGAGCAGUAUGACUAUGCAAUUGCACAUCCAGAAGAGGUAUUCUACAAUACAGCAAGGUACUACCAUGCUUACUACGGCCAUAAGACAGAUACUCGUGCUGUCCUUGUGGGUCUUCUUUUGAUUCUCUCGGGAUUUCAGUAUCUUAACCAGUGGACAAGGUAUAACCAGGCCAUUGACAUGGUGAAGAAGACUCCAGCUUAUAAAAAUAAGCUAAAAGCUAUGGAACUUGAACGCACUGGGGGAGUAACACACAAGAAGAAGGGUAACAAGCAGAUGAACAAGCAAUUGGUGGAGGAUCUGAGCAAGGAACUUGAGCUGCAGAUAAAAGGAGCUGAAAAGCCUUCUCUUUGGGAGCUUCUUGCUGUUCGUGUCAUUUUACUGCCUUACACUAUGGGAAAGCUGUUGUUAUGGUAUGGGCAUUGGUUGUGGCGGUACCAAGUGAAACAAAAACCAUAUUCUUGGGAAGAUGCCUCCUAUCUUACUAGAAGAUCUCUUGGGGUACCUUUUGACUCGUGGAAAGACAUAGGUGAAUCAACAAAGGACGAUCUUGUCCAAAGACGUCUGUGGGUAAAAGCCAACUUGGAUAGCUACCACGCUGAGAUGAGGAAAGAAUCAAAGCGUCGAAGAUAAGAGAUAACUCGGAGAAUCUUAAGAUACAAUUGCAGCAUUGGUUGCCUUGGUUCAAAUCUACAGUAUGUUACUUUCGAGAGAAUUUUGAUAGUCAAUGUAGCAACAACCUUAAUCACUAUUAUACACAACACUGGGCCCGGGCAGGAUCCCCUCCAGCCCCAACAAACUAAUCUAUACACGAACAACAUAUUGCAGGAAUGGAUGCAAUGAUUAUUAUAGUUACUGAACUGUUGUAAAAUCUACUGGAAAGCCUCUGAUGGCAAUAAUUAGAAUUUUAUUCAUUUGUCUUGGUAGUA